Messenger RNA from Phyllotreta striolata, 207 nucleotides. The record is from the annotation of a GenBank genome assembly. Lineage: Eukaryota; Metazoa; Arthropoda; Insecta; Coleoptera; Chrysomelidae.
AUGAAGAGGCCCAAGACGUUGGACAAGCUGAGUUCGUUGGAUUCUUGGGGUUGCAAAAGGUACUUGGAUGCAACCGAGUUGGCGUGCAGUUUGCCGAACAUGUGCAAGCUGUACAGCAGGGUUUUCCAGCAGGAUAGGUAUUUGUACACCUGUUCCGAGUGUCCGCAGAAGUACCCUUGGAUCAGGAAUGAAUUCGGAUUCGAUUGA